AUGCUGCGCAAGUGGCUGCGUCGGCCGCUGUGGCCGCUGCUGUCGCCAGCGCUCGGCACGCAACGACUCGAGCGACGGACUUCUCCUUUCGUGCCCGCGUUGUGGCGGCCAAACCGAUGCCCCGCACGGGGCUUUGCGAUGCCCGCAGCCAUUUUGAACCAGAUGGACCUCUUAGGGCGCCGCUAUGAUGAACUGGCGCACAAAUUGUCGCAUAACGAUGGCAGCUUCUCGUCCGACACCAUCACGACGCUGUCCAUUGAGAUGGCCGACUUGGGGCCCAAAGUCGCAGCGGUGCGCGAGCUACAGAGGCAGCAGAGAUCCGUGCGGGAGCUGGACGAACUGAUUGCAGAGCAGACAAAGAGUGACGACGCUGACGCCGUGGAACUGCGUCGCAUGGCCGAAGACGAGCGGCGAGAGGUGCUGAACGCCAUUGAUCGCAUGGAAAGCGAAGUGGUGCGUCUCAUGCUCCCACGCGAUGCAGCAGACGACCGAAGUUCGAUCGUCGAGGUUCGAGCUGGCACUGGCGGGGACGAGGCGUGUCUGUUCGCGUCCGACAUCUUGAAAAUGUACCAAAAAGUGGCGCUGGCGAAAGGCUGGAAGUUUGAAAUCAUGAGCUUGUCCGAGACGGACUUGGGUGGCUGCAAAGAGUGCGUCUGCUUGCUCACGGGACGCGGUGCUUACGGUCGCAUGAAGUUCGAAAGCGGUGUCCAUCGCGUGCAGCGCGUACCAGUGAACGACGUGCGUGUGCACACGAGCGCUGUUUCCGUCGUCGUUCUUCCGGAAGCCGAAGAAGUUGAGGUGGAACUGGACCCCAAAGAUCUCCGCAUCGAUGUCUACCGCGCGUCGGGUGCUGGUGGGCAGCACGUCAACACAACCGAAAGCGCAGUGCGCGUCACGCACAUCCCGACGGGCAUUGUCGCAGCCGUGCAGGACGAGCGGUCUCAGCACCAGAACAAGGCCAAAGCUUUGAAGAUCUUGCGGGCCCGUGUGUUUGACGGUAUGCGUCGACAACGCGAUGCCGAGCGUCAGAAUAUGCGGAACUCGCAAGUGGGCUCGGGCGACCGCUCGGAGCGGGUGCGCACGUACAACUUCCCGCAGAGUCGCGUGAGCGACCACCGCGUGAACGUGACAGUCUUUGGCAUUGAGCGGAUGUUGAACGGUGAGCUGCUGGACGAUAUCGUCGAUGCGCUUGUGGUCGACGAGCAAAACCAUUUGAUGGAGCAGUUGGACACACUGUGA
Molecule: messenger RNA, 1239 nt
Organism: Hyaloperonospora brassicae
Lineage: Eukaryota; Oomycota; Peronosporomycetes; Peronosporales; Peronosporaceae
Source: the annotation of a GenBank genome assembly